This is a messenger RNA of Penicillium cinerascens, 1053 nucleotides long. RefSeq lists its product as uncharacterized. NCBI's taxonomy places the organism in Eukaryota, Fungi, Ascomycota, Eurotiomycetes, Eurotiales, Aspergillaceae. The transcript has a single exon. The record is from RefSeq and is a predicted model, not a curated record. Bases 1 to 1053 code for a protein of 350 amino acids.
AUGGCUAUGACUAUGGAUGCACUGGGAGCCUUUUCCCACCUACAGUCGAACCUUCCCUCAUGGAUCACUCGUGUCUCCGAGCUUGCCGCUCAUACUUCCGCCAAACACAUGGAAUACUCCGAAGCAUACCGCCGACAUACCACAUACAAACCCCGUCGUCGAAAGAAUAGCUCCGUACGCUCCAUUCACACCGACGACUUCGCCCCGAUUCCCCAGCGCGAGUGUCCUACCCAGGUAGCCGUUGAAAUGUCCACCACGGUCGAAGAUGCUACAACAGCCCCCCAACAUGCCGGUCGCAAGCGCGGCGCGGACGAAACCUCGUCCAUCGACUCCAGCGAGCGCCACGCCUUUGUCAGCACCCGACACAAAGUGAUCAUCGAGUACGACGGCCACACUCAGAAAGUACUGGAAGAAGUAGUACGCGACAUCGGUAUUGCCAGGAACAACAUUCGACGCGGCAGGAUGUUGUCGAUGCCGCGGGUAGGGGCAGGUUACCGCGCAGGCCUGCUGAACAAAACUGUCAACAUUGGUACAAACAACCAACCCGGAGGCGCGCCGUCGUCCAUCUCCGGGCUGGCCUAUGUUCGCAGCAUGCGAACUGGAGGUGGCGUCGUGGGGGUCUCUGGGUCUAGUGCUAGCUUGCAAAAAGAGUCGCUCUUUGACUAUGCGGACAAGCAGUUGGAGCUGGCUCACGGGCUCUGCGAGACAGCCGCGUACCAGGUCCUUCGAUGCGGUGACUGCGGUACCGAACUGGACGGCGUGGAAGAGAAGUUCCAAAUGCUACUGGAAAUGGUCGACAACGAAGUGGAACGUCUCGAGGAGGAGAAGAAGAAGCAAGAGCAAGCGCAAUCACCUCCCGAAGACAAGGAGAACGAGACACCCGUAAAGCCUCCUCAAACCUCGACCGCCGCUCGACUUGCCAGGGUCGCCGCAAUCACCAACAAACAACCCUCGACAGACACACCCGGCACCAUUGAAGUGGACGAUGACGAGGCCAUAUCGGUCGAGUCCAUCGACCUCUCUGCAUUCCGAUCAUCCCGGAUCCGAGUGUAA